This is a messenger RNA of Cylicocyclus nassatus, 592 nucleotides long. NCBI's taxonomy places the organism in Eukaryota, Metazoa, Nematoda, Chromadorea, Rhabditida, Strongylidae. The record is from the annotation of a GenBank genome assembly.
CCUUAACGUUUUCUAUUUGGGUCGACAAAAUGGCGAAGAAUAUGGAGAAUACCAGUUAUCGCAAAAUUGACGUGGAUGCGUACGAUCCAGAAAAUUACGACGAGAACGAGGAUGCUGGAGAAACACCUGGACUCGGCCCAGAUGAGCGCACCGUGACGUCUUUUUUGCAAACGAACAGGUUCGAGGACGCUUUGCACGCAUCACUUCUGAACCCCCCUCUCAAAUGCAAAAAUCAGGCUGUGAAAGACAAAGCCACGAUCCUUGUGGCAAAAGUACUUGGUUCUUUCAAGUCCACUGAGAUCGACGCCGUCGUAAAGAGGCUUUCCAACGAUGAAGGUGAUAUUCUCAUGAAAUACGUGUAUAAAGCUAUGGAAAUAACUCCAGAAAAUGCUCUCUGUCAAACUUUGCUCACAUGGCAUUCAUUGUUGGUUGCCCGUUUUGGUCUUGGAUCAAUCAUACGCGUGUUCUCUGAUAGGAGUCGUCUCUGAAGUAAUACUUUUUGAAGUAUGCUACCAUAUUGCAGUUACUCAUUGAAUAAUUCACUUGAUAUCAUUUGUUUAUGCUACUUGAAUGCUUUAUACCAUGCAUGGAC